Chaetomium strumarium is the source of this 1841-nucleotide messenger RNA. Its product is annotated as RNA polymerase II-binding domain-containing protein. Bases 322 to 1563 code for a protein of 413 amino acids. The record is from RefSeq and is a predicted model, not a curated record. Gene Ontology annotation, molecular function: RNA polymerase II C-terminal domain binding. The transcript has 4 exons. Gene Ontology annotation, biological process: mRNA 3'-end processing. Lineage: Eukaryota; Fungi; Ascomycota; Sordariomycetes; Sordariales; Chaetomiaceae.
GCUCUCCCAAACUCAUCUGUUUUUCCACUCCUCCAAAACAAACUGCCCCUGCAUCCUUCCUCCCGUGCGUAUUGUCCGGAAGUCGCAUUGGAAGCAAAGAAGCAACUGGACUACUUUCUUGGACCAGUUAGAUGAUCCUGCUGCAGAGAUAGAUUGCAAGAAGCCGACAGGUCAUCAGCUAUCCGUCAUUGUCAUCCAGGAACUGCAACUGGGAUCGUAGUUGAAUGAGCCUCUGAAUAAGAGCUGCGACAUCACCAAAACAUCAAAUCCAAAUACCUACCUUACCUACAUCAACCAGCUUCCUAAAUUUACCGCUUUGGCAUGGCCUAUACGGAUGAUGCCGUGCUCUCAAAGCUGUCAGCUCUUAAUGAGAGUCACGAGAGUAUCGCCACCACAGCGCAAUGGAUCAUGUUUCAUCGGCGACAUGCGGCCCAGACGGUCCACCUGUGGCUGACCAAGCUCAAAGACCUUCCCAGCGCCAAGAGGCUGAACAUGAUCUACCUCGCCAACGAGGUCACGCAACAAUCCAAGGCACGCCACAAGGAUGAUUUCCUGAAUGCAUUUUCUCCGUUUAUCGCAGAUGCCACGGCAGUUGCAUACAAAGGGGCCCCGGUAGACGUGCAAGGGAAGUUACGAAGAGUCGUGGACGUAUGGAGGGACCGGAGUAUUUUCAACAAAGAGGUCUUGCAGGAUCUAGAUGCUAAGCUCGCGGAGAUUGACCGGGCACGCCCAACAGCCCAGGUUGGCUUUGGCGGUCACGCAUUCAACCCUUCAGCAGUGGCUGCGAUCCCUCCAGAGCUCAAUUCCUUGAUGAAGCCGCAGCAGGCUGUCGCGAAGGCUAUCCAGCCAAUGAGGAAUUCGCUCGGCAUCGCCAACACCGAGUACGGCAAACUGGCCGACCCGACAACUACCGCCGCGGCUCUGCCAGUCCAGGCCGCUCGACUCAAUGGCCUUCUUAAGGCACUGGCGAACGCUGAAGGCGCCGUCACACAAUGCAUCCAGGCCCGUCGAGAUCUGAUCCGGGAGCUGGAGAAGAUCCUUGCAACGAACCGUGAAGCCCUGGACUCGGAGGAGAAGCAGAUGAUGGAACUGAGCGGCCGCCGGACUGAAGUUGAGCAACGGAAGCAGGCAACCGAGCGGGCUAUUGUUGGCGGUCUCGCCACUGCCAACGCAGAGCAGCUACCUGGCAGUAAUACUUCUGGCAGCCCGGCCCCUGAACCGGACCGCCCACAAGUAGAGGCUCUCACGCCGCCCCAUGUCCAGGAUCAUGUGGAUGAUUCCUACGGCCAUCCAUCCACCGAUCAUGAGACGCAAAACGGCCAGCCCCAACCCGUCCCGUUCCACAGCGCACCUGCCCCCACCAAUGGGCAGUCUGCCUUCGCGAGCUCCGCUCCGGGCAUAGAAAUUCUUUCCAACCUCGCUUCGCAGUACCAGGCUGUGCCCCUCAACGGGUCGAAGAAACGCAAGAUUGGGGCCUCGGAUGAGUUUCCUGAUCUGGGUGCCGAUGAUGGCAUUGACGCAGACGUCAGAGAGAUGCUGAGGAAGGAUUCUCAAGCAUCUUGAUUAUUCAUCGAGGCGGCCGUGGGUAUUGAGUGUUACAUGAACACAAUGACCAAGUUGCUGGGAGCUCGCUGAUCGUUGCUCGAGAUCCGUCGUAUAGCGUUUCGAUUCACAGGUCAGACCAGGCAGGAGGCUCUUGUGUAUAGGACAUGGGAGAACAAGUAUGGCUGCGAGCCGGCAGGAGGCGAGCAAGCUUGGGGUGAUUCUGGGUUGGAGAUCGGAUGUCUUGUAGACGAAAUACUAACUAAGCGACCAUAACUCAAAGCACGCCAGACUGCCUC